Phascolarctos cinereus (koala) is the source of this 1633-nucleotide messenger RNA. Lineage: Eukaryota; Metazoa; Chordata; Mammalia; Diprotodontia; Phascolarctidae. The record is from RefSeq and is a predicted model, not a curated record.
CCGAUUGAUAAACCAGCAGAGCCCCAAGCAUCAAUUUCAGCUACUUUAAUGCAUGCGAUGGAAUAUUACUGUGCCAUAGGAAAAUGGUAAAAUGGAUGAUUUCAGAGGACACUGGGAAGAUCUUAUGAAGUGAAGCGAAGGGAUAGAAACAGAACAGGGAGGACAAUUUUCAUUACAUAGAAUAACUUUGAAGGACUCUACAGCUCUGAUCAACACAGCGAUAACCCUCUAUUCCAAAAGAACGAGGAUGAAGCACACCAUUCGCUUCUUGAUAGAGAGCAGAUGAACGGACAAUUCAGAGACGUGCAUUUUCGGACCUGGCUAAUGGGAUUUGUUCUGUUGGACCAAGCAGCGAGGCAUGAGGGAAUUUGGAGGGUGUUUUGUUUGGUUUUGAAUUUGCUCAUUGGGAAGGGGGAUGGCGGAAGGGCAGUUUAAUUUUUCAAAUGUUUAAUACUUGAACAGACAAAAGGCGGCGUGGCUCUGCUCAGAGUGUAGCAGCUGAGGCCCAGGAGCUCCAUCCUGUGUCCCUGAAUUUCAGAAAUCUGACAGUGGCUACAGGGCAGUCGUCUGAGGUCCUGAUUCUGGAAGUAUUGUGCCGAAACGAGGCGCAGAGCUUGGGCACUUUGCUGCUUGUCUGUACAGGACCCCAGAGACAGGGCAGAGCCGGAAGCCUUUGGCUGGACGCAGAAGGCGAUCGCCGGUCUUCUAGGGACCCAGAUCAGGGACGGAAGGGUCUGGCCCAACCCCUCGGGGAGCCAGGACCCGCCCCCCAGGCUGGACCUUGGGCCCCGCCUUGACUCCACUGCCCUUUCCUGCCAUCAGGCCCUCCCACUUCUGACCUUCUGGUACCACCGUCAAUCAUCGAUCUACCAGGCAGUGUCAUGAGCCUCACAACAUUAUACCAGUCAGUUCCUGCACUUUGAUGGAUUCAGUGACAUUUCAGGACGUGGCUGUGGAGUUCACCCGGGAGGAAUGGUGCCUCCUGGACUUCUCCCAGAAGGUGCUGUACCGAGAUGUGAUGCUGGAGAUCUCCCAGAACCUGCUUUCCCUGGGGCUACCAGCUCCCAAAGCCAAUUGGAUCUCCCAGUUGGACCAAAGGGAAGUUCCAUGGAUACAGGAGAGGCAAGCUCCAGGAGACUUCUGCCCAGAUGAGGAGACUGGACCAGAAACCAAGGAGUCUACUCCAAAGCUGAGAGUUUCCUAUGAUUUCAGUUUGAAAGAAAUUGGGAGAUGUGGUACCAAGGUAGAGAAGAAGCCAGACAACUGGGAAAGUCAUUCUGGACAAUUAAAGAUUACCUUUAGGCAAACUCCUAGUGCAAGGAGAGAUGAUAAAUGUAAUAAUUUUGAUCAAAGAGUCCAGAGUCAAGAGUCAACUGUUUUUGUACGACAGAGAGUUCUUAAACAAAAGAGUCACAAUGAAUGUGAUACAACUGAAAAUGGCUUUAGACAAUAUUCAGAGUUAAUUCAGUGCAGGAAAAUCACCUCAGUGACAGGAUAUUCUAAGUCUAAUGAAUUUGAAGAACACUUUAAUAACCAGUUAGAGCUUAUUCAUCACCAUGGGAAGCAUACCGGAAUGAAAGCUCUUCGUGUAAUGAAUCAGAGACAGCCUUCAGUUUGAACCCAGACCAUACAA